This is a messenger RNA of Haliotis rubra (blacklip abalone), 4023 nucleotides long. RefSeq names its product ankyrin repeat domain-containing protein 50-like. Gene Ontology annotation, molecular function: protein binding. NCBI's taxonomy places the organism in Eukaryota, Metazoa, Mollusca, Gastropoda, Lepetellida, Haliotidae. Bases 308 to 2149 code for a protein of 613 amino acids. The transcript has 10 exons. The record is from RefSeq and is a predicted model, not a curated record.
AACACUUCGUCAUUAGUCUGGAUGUGUGUCAUUGUGAAAGUAAACAUGGUGUCCUACUGUAUGAUGUCUGCUUUUUUGUAGACAGAAGACAGAUCAGCCAUACGGGCAGACAGGUAUCACGUACAACAUCACUCUCAGGUGCAGAUUUCUCCGAGUCGUUUUGAUCACUUCACUUUCAUACACAGACUGAUGUAUCUUCAGACAAUAAGGGGAAGGCAGUCCCACUCAGCAAUGUUGACCCUCUGCAUUAUUCUGCUGAGAUGUGCAGUACAGCUUGUAUGUGGCGAGGAGUGUCCUCUGGGGUGGUAUGGAGGAAGAUGUCAACACGAGUGUCCCAGAGCGAUGUGCCAGUGUUCUGGACACAGACGACGUACACUGUGACAAGUUGAGUGGAAGCUGCUCCUCGGGGUGCCUCGCAGGCUGGUAUGGAGAUAGGUGCAACUCUCAGUGCAGCACACACUGUGUCAACAUGACCUGCAACCAACGAAACGGACACUGCACGCUGGGGUGUCCACACAACAGGGAGGGGCAUUUCUGUGAAACACUCAAAGUGACAGAAGCUCCCCCGGCAGGAACGUCCACGACGACGGAGUCGCCAGCAGCAGGGCCGGCCGUGAUUGUCGUCCCCGUGUGCGUUGCUGUAGUCGUGGUAGCAGCCAUCAUCAUUGUCGUCAUCCUUUACAGGAGGAGGAAAAGACAGCCAAAAAGAAUCCUGAACACUCGAACAUCUCCAGAGGAAGGAAUGCUUCUGUGCGAAGGUAAAGAGAUCAUUGAUCUUCGCCAUGCGAGCCUUGUGGGUGAUGUUGACGUCGUCGAGCAGAUAUUGUCUGACAAGAACGAGGAUGUCAACUGUACCGGGGAGGAUGGCAGGUCCCCCGUGAUGUGUGCAGCCUCCCAGGGACAUGGAGACGUAGUGACCUUGCUGGUGGAGGAAGGAGCUGAUCUGUCACUAGUGGACAACGAGGGGGAGAACGUCCUUCACGUGGCCUGUCUGGGGGGUUAUGAGGACAUUGUGAAGUAUCUCCUGACACUCGACACCGUCGACAUCCACAGUAAAGGAUGUUAUGGUAGGACGCCAGUGAUGAAAGCAGCCGAGAAGGGACGUAGGGAAGUGUUUGAACUGCUUAUUGGGAGGGGAGGUGAUGUGUCAUCACUGGAUGGCAAGGGCAACAACAUCCUCCACGUCGCCUGUAUUGGAGGAUAUGCGGAAAUGGUGAAGCACGUCCUCUCAUUAGGGAUUGUGGGAAUCAACAGUAGAGGACAGUAUGGGAGAACACCGGCGAUGAUGGCUGCAGGCUGUCGACAUAAACAAGUUGUUGAGGUUCUUAAGAAUAACGGAGCAGAUCUAUCAAUGGUGGAUGAUGACGGUAACAACAUCCUUCACAUGGCCUGCAUUGGAGGACAUCCAGAAGUGCUAAAGUUUGUCCUCUCCUUGAACAUAGUGGACAUCAACACUAAAGGGCAGCAUCAGCGAACUCCAGUUAGAAUGGUGGACUUUAGGAAACACAGAACUGUGUUUAACUUACUUGUGAGUAAAGGAGCAGAUCUAUCACAAGUAGAUGACAGAGGUGAGAACAUCCUUCAUGUAGCUUGUCUGGAAGGUCAUCUGGACUUGGUGAAAGAAAUCGUCACAAAUCACAGGGUGGACGUCAACAGCAGAGGACGGUACGGGAGAACACCGGUGAUGAAGGCAGCAGAGAAGGGUCAUAAAGAUGUGCUGGGCCUACUUAAAAGCAAGGGAGGUGAUGUGACGUCAACAGAUGACAACGGCAACAACAUCCUUCAUGUUGCCUGUAUUGGAGGACAUGUGGAAAUGGUGAAGCAUAUUGUGUCAAACAAAAUGGUGGACAUCAACAGCAGAGGACAGUACGGAAGGACUCCAGUACUGAUGGCUACAGGUGCAGGUCACGUGGAGGUGGUUGAAUCACUUGAGGGAGGUGGAGCUGAUAUAACCUUAACGGAUGAUGAUAGCAAUAACAUCCUUCAUGUGGCCUGUUAUGGCGGAUAUUUGAAUAUUGUCAAGUAUGUUAUCUCACUCAAUAUUGUUGAUAUCGCGGAGGAAAAUAUGCACGGAUUAACAUCAAUAAAAAUAUCAAAAGAACUGAAGGAUACGUCUCUGUAUAGAUUUCUUAUGACACAAUCAAGGUGAUAAUGGUAUAUUGCUAGCACCACCGAUAGACUACUUCGACUUGGAUAAGCAAGUAGAUGCCGGCUAUCUGUGGACAAAAGAGAACUUUUUCCACCGUGCAUUACGUGACACUGUUCCAAUACUGUUAUAUUCCUGAAACGAUGGUUGAAUGCAUAUUUACCCGUAUUACAGGAACGAAAUUCUCAAGUCUAGAGUUAUUUUUCUCAUGUCAGACAACACGGGAAGAAACUGUUAGAGUCUUGGUCGUGUCAUAAAGACUGUGACUGUCAGAAAGGGCCUUGUCAGAUUAGUUAGUGUAUAUACUGCAGUGUUGCGUCCUGUGGACAAACUGUGUCUCAAUGUUACUGUGAUGUGGCAUGAGACCAAGUUCUACAAAGUGAUAAAAACGCAUUGUUUCAAAUUUCAAGUGUACAAUAUGCAGUGUAGCAAAGUUUCAAGUGUACAAUAUACAGUGUAGCAAAGUUUCAAGUGUACAAUAUACAGUGUAGCAAAGUUUCAAGUGUACAAUAUACAGUCUAGCAAAGUUUCAAGUGUACAAUAUACAGUCUAGCAAAGUUUCAAGUGUACAACAUACAGUAUAGCAAAGUUUCAAGUGUACAAUAUACAGUGUAGCAAAGUUUCAAGUGUACAAUAUACAGUAUAGCAAAGUUUCAAGUGUACAAUAUACAGUGUAGCAAAGUUUCAAGUGUACAAUAUACAGAAUAGCAAAGUUUCAAGUGUGCAAUAUACAGUAUAGCAAAGUUUCAAGUGUACAAUAUACAGUGUAGCAAAGUUUCAAGUGUACAAUAUACAGUGUAGCAAAGUUUCAAGUGUACAAUAUACAGUAUAGCAAAGUUUCAAGUGUACAAUAUACAGUGUAGCAAAGUUUCAAGUGUACAAUAUACAGUAUAGCAAAGUUUCAAGUGUACAAUAUACAGUGUAGCAAAGUUUCAAGUGUACAAUAUACAGUGUAGCAAAGUUUCAAGUAUACAAUAUACAGUAUAGCAAAGUUUCAAGUAUACAAAUUGCUUUGAAGGAUUUGGUCAUUGUUUGUUUGGGUUUGUCAUAUUUGUUGCAUCGCACAAUUAAGAGGCCGGGUGUAGUGUCUAAAAACAAGUGUAUUUACUAUAUUUAUCUGUAUAUUGUUUCCUGUUAUGGUCAGUUUGGACCAGAAGGGUUAAUAAUGUAUUGUGUGUGCUUUGUUUGAUGUCAGACAUGCGUAACUUUGUUAUUUAUUUCUGUUUAGUAAAUGUGCUCUAUUAAACUAUGGGAGAUUUGGAGAUUGUCAAAAAAAACGCUUGAAUUCACGUCCACAGAAACAAACACGGAACAUCUCAGUAGGCAUUGCUUGUUCAGAUGUCUCUUGUCAAGGGUAUACAGUGAUGGGACAUCUCAUCUAUUCAGUCCAGUAAUUCUAAUGAAUCACAUGUAGAAUGGCUAGUUUUUAAGAUAUUUAUGAUAGGCACAUUUCCCUUUGAACAUUUAAAUGUAUGUUUCUAGUCAUUGAUCUAACUCAGUGUAACAAGUCUUAAGUUUUGUCACACUUGAAAGUUAGGGACGUUUUCGAAAGUUUUGUAUGAAGUUUUUCUUACAGUGAAUAUGUUAGAAAUAAUCAUGAAGGUAUGCGUCCCUUACUUAUAGCCAAUAUGUCAGAAAUAUUCAUAAAGCAAUUCGUUAGUGACUUAAAGUCAAUAUAUUACAAAUAUUCAUGAAGGAAUGCUUCUGUUACUUACAGCCAAUAUGCUAGAAAUAAUCACGAAGGAAUGCUUUUGUUACUUACAGCCAAUAUGUUAGAAAUAAUCAUGAAGGAAUGCUUCUGUUACUUACAGCCAAUAUGUUAAAAAUGUUCAUAAAAGAAUGCUUCUGUUACUUACAGCCAAUAAAGCACUAUAUUC